Molecule: messenger RNA, 3097 nt
Organism: Schistosoma spindalis
Lineage: Eukaryota; Metazoa; Platyhelminthes; Trematoda; Strigeidida; Schistosomatidae
Source: the annotation of a GenBank genome assembly
AUUAUUACUAUCAUUUAUACUAUACUACUUCCAGUACUACUCAUAUCUAGUACAGUUGCAUUUCAUGAAAUGUGGAUUUUUUCUUUCUAUAAAACUGACUGAUCUGAAAUGAAAACUUAAAAUAUUAAGAUACAUUCAUGAAAGAUUAAUUCAUCAGGUUAUUUUUGCCAAUUCUACUUGAUUAUAUCCUUAUAAAUAUGUAUAUAAAUUACAUAAGAUCAAUAAAACAUUGAUUAGCCUUAAAAUGAUGUAAUUAACACUUUCAAAGAUAAACUCCAUUGACAAGGUAUAAAGUAAAAUUACCCGUUCAAGCAAAUACACAACCACACACAUACACAUACAAACACAUAAACACACGCACACACUCGCACACACAUACACACACAUAGAAACAUACAUAUUCUGGAACAAAUUGAUAUUACUUAAAUAGAACAAAAGUAAUCAGUAACAGUAUAGUAAUAUAAAAAUCAUGAAUAUUAACUAUAUUCUAUAUGAUAAUUCUUAAAUGAAUAAAGAAUUAACUCGUAAACGUUCCAGAUAUCAUAGUCAUAAAAUUGACAAAUUUUUAUUACAAGAAUAUGAACAUCGUAAAAAAGAAAUUCAAUUACUUUUAAUUGGUCUACCAAAUUCUGGUAAAAAUACAUUUUGUAAACAAAUGCGUCUACAUUUCGGUGAUGGUUUCCCUGUAUCAUAUCGUAAUGAAAUGAAAUCAACUAUAUUAGCCAAUACCACUGAUGCUAUUGCUAUGGUCUUAGAAUAUAUGAAAGAUGCUAAUAUUGUUUUUUCUGAUGUUUUGGCUCAUAAACUUCAAGAAUAUUUAGUGAAUAGUCGAUCAGAAAAUGGAUGGAUCACAAAAGAUUUUAUACUGUUCGAUGAAAAAUAUACAACUACUAUUAACAAUAUUAAUGAUCAGAUAUUUAAACGUGAAGAAUCAUCAUUUAAAACAAAACUAAAUCAUGAUAUGGAAUAUUUCAAUUAUCCAUCUUAUUCUAAUCCUUAUUCAAAUCAUUUUAAUCAACAGAAUAGUAUAAUCACGAGUUCAAGUUUACCAAGUUUUACAAUGUCAACAACAUUAGCUUCUUCAUUGACAGAAUCAAUCAAUCAAUCAACUAGUCAACAAUAUUUAAGUAAUAUACAUAAUUCUUUCAAUAAAAUUCAUGAUGUAACUAUGGAAACAUAUAACUCUUGUAUACAUUCUUCAUUCAAUACUACUACUACUACCAACACUACUACUACUACUGUGUCCACUAAUACUACUAAUACUACUAUUAGUAGUAGUAGUAGUACUACUACUACUACUGAUGAUAAUAAUAAUAAUAUCAAUACUGAUAGUAUAACUGAUUCUAUUGUUGAAAAAUUUCUAUAUUAUAUUCAUGAAAAUAAUUCAAUUCCACCAUCAGUAUUAAAAAAAUUCGAAUCAAUUAUUGAUAUAAAAUCAAUUGAUAAUUGGCAAAAUAUUAUUGAUAAUAAAAUAUUAUUACAUCAUUUAAUUCAUAUAUUAUUACAAAGUGGUAUUGAUAAUUGGUCAUCAUUUUUAUUAUAUCAAUCUAUACCACCACCAAUUCCUAAAACAUUACCACCAAUAUCUAUUGAAGAUGAAUUAUUAGAUUAUAUUGUAAGUAAUGAUAGUUGUGAUACUUCAGAAGAAGAAGGUCAUGACAAUGAUCAUGAUCAUGAUCAUGAUCAUGAUCAUGAGAGAGAUCAUACACAAAGUGGAUUAGUCAAUUCUUCUAAUUGUUCUUUAGCAAGAACUUUGGUUAAAAGUACUUCAGAUCUUUUAGAUUUGGAUGAAUUUAUCAACUAUAAUGAAGAUGAUGAUGAGGAUGUUGAUGAUGAUGAUGAUGAUGAAGAGAGAAGUAGUCUAAACGAGAAUUGGGAUAAUCUUAAAACAGAAGAUGGUCUCGUUUGUAAAUCAAUUAGAAAAUUAUCAAUCAAUACAAAACGUAGAAAUAAAAAUCUAGAUCAUCAUAAUCAAUUCUAUGUAAAUCAUCAAAAUUAUAUAGAAUUAAAUAGUAAUUUUAAUUUAUUAGAAUUUUCAUUAGAUCAAUUAUUGAAUAGAAAUGAAUUAAAGCAUAAAAUUUCAUUAAAUUCAUUACAAAUUAUAAUGAAAAUUAUUACAGAUCAAUGUGAAUUUCGUAAUGCAUUUUUACAAUAUUAUCCAAUUCUAUCACAAAAAACCUAUGCUGGUUCAUACUUUAUUAAAUGUGUGGAUAGAAUAAUUCAAGAUGAUUAUAUACCUACAUUACAAGAUUUAUUGAUUAUGAAACAAUCAUCAAAAGCUGUCAGAGAAUCUCUUAUCUCUAUUGGAUCAAUAACAUUAAGAACCAUUAAUCUAGGUGAACAUAGUGAACAUUUGAAUAAACAAUUUCAUUAUUUUGAAUCGGUCAAUAUGAUUUUGUUUUUUAUAUCCCUUGAAGAUGUUUAUCGAUUCACUUAUAUUCAAGGGAAUAAAUUGGUUAAUCAUCAAACAUUUAAAUUAUUUGAAGAUAUUGUCAAUUCACCAGAUUUAACAAAGAAAGAUAUUUUAGUUUUCUUAAAUAAAUAUGAUAUAUUAAAAUCAAUCAUUUCACAAAUCAAUCAUGAUACUACUCAAAUUACUAUCAAUAAGGAAGAGGAUAAAACAGAUUGGAAUGUAUUUAUUGAAAUGAUUAAAUCAUAUUUAAUAGAAUUACAUAAUCAUGCAACUAUAAAAGGAUCACAUUUAUAUUUUCAUAUUAUUUGUUCAUUAGAUAUAGAUAAAAUGAAAUGGAUUAUAAAAGAUUCUAUUCGAAUGAUUUUAGAUAUUAAUCGUAAACGUCAUUUAAUAUUUUAAUAAUAAAAGAAUACUAUUCUUUCUAUAAAUAGAUUGUUUGUUUUGUUUUAAUAUUUGAUAUCAAAAAGAGGAGUUACUUAUGAAAUGUUUAUAUGAGAUGAUCUUCAGCAAUGCACAUCUAAGAUCUCAAGUCGCGAGAUUCGAACUCAUGAUCUGACGGUCUUGAGUGUGAACAUUUAACUUAUAGAUCACUGAUCCGGUAUUCAGCGGUGUAUAACGAUGUCUAUCUUCAACUAAUGCAUGAAAAUGAGCGACAUAUCCACCAUUGUGAUCAGUCAGUUACUA